Messenger RNA from Hippocampus zosterae (dwarf seahorse), 3809 nucleotides. It is a transcript of the gene slc6a8, whose product is annotated as solute carrier family 6 member 8. Gene Ontology annotation, biological process: sodium ion transmembrane transport. The record is from RefSeq and is a predicted model, not a curated record. Gene Ontology annotation, cellular component: membrane. The transcript has 13 exons. NCBI's taxonomy places the organism in Eukaryota, Metazoa, Chordata, Actinopteri, Syngnathiformes, Syngnathidae. Bases 492 to 2483 code for a protein of 663 amino acids.
CGCGCUGGCCGCGCGGCCGCUCACAGGAUCAGCGGCGGGAUAAGCCACAACCCCCACCCUGCUCGCGUCUCGUUCGGUGAAGACGUGCGCGUUCCGGUGAAGGACCCCCGCUCCCCCUCACCCCAUUCGUACUGGAAGGAAGACUCGGCGAACCCAUGCUCGUCGAGCGGUGACACUCCGACCGAACGCCCCACCUCGCCCGCCCGCCUUCCCUCCCAUCAGUCUGCCCGCCGAUGAGAUUCUUCAAGCUGACGUUCAAGUGUUUUGUGGAUUGUUUCUGAAUCUCGACACUCGGGACACUUUGGACGUUUUGUUUGGGUUUGAUUCUUCUGGAACGUUGCCACUUUGAUUUGAUUGACGGCUGACACUCGAGAGGAGAUAGAGAGAGGGAGGGAAAGAGAGAACGAGAGAGAAAGAGAGAGAGGGGGGCAAAAAAAGAAAAAAAAAAGAAAAGCUUUUGGAUAUUUUUGACCGAGCGCCUUUUUUAAUUGAUGAACAGGCAGACUGCGCCGCCCGUCUCCCCCACCUGCUCGCUGCUGCCCCCGGAGGAGACCAGCGGGAGUCAGCUCGGUGGAGGGCCGAUGGCGGCGGAGGCUGCGGCGGCCAGCCCGAACGGACCCGGGACGGACGGAGCCGGAGCCGGUGCCGAGGGCAAGAAAGGCGGCGUGGUGAUCGUGGGGCCGCCGCCGCCGCCGCCGCCGGUGGUGCGCCAGGAGCGCGAGACGUGGAGCAGACAGAUGGACUUCAUCAUGUCGUGCGUGGGCUUCGCGGUCGGCCUGGGGAACGUCUGGAGGUUCCCCUACCUGUGCUACAAGAACGGAGGAGGCGUCUUCCUCAUCCCGUACCUGCUGAUCGUCUUUGUGGGCGGGGUGCCCAUCUUCUUCCUGGAGAUCUCACUGGGUCAGUUCAUGAAGGCGGGAAGCAUCAACGUGUGGAACAUCGCACCACUAUUCAAAGGUCUGGGCUACGCGUCCAUGGUGAUCGUGUUCUUCUGCAACACGUACUACAUCAUGGUGCUGGCGUGGGCCUUCUACUACCUCAUCAAGUCGUUCAGCAGCCAGCUGCCGUGGUCCUCCUGCGGCAACCCCUGGAACACCAACAGCUGCGUGGACGCCUUCAGCCUCCACCAAUGCAACAACGCCAGCGGCAACGCCACCGUCGCCGGCAGUAACCUCACCUGCGCCCACGUGGCCCAGGCCAGAUCGCCCAUCAUUGAAUUCUGGGAAAACAAGGUUCUGAACAUCUCAUCGGGCUUGGACGAUCCGGGUCAAAUCAACUGGGAGUUACUGUUGUGUCUGAUGGCCGUGUGGCUGCUCAUCUACUUCUGUGUGUGGAAAGGCGUCAAAUCCACCGGAAAGAUCGUGUACUUCACGGCCACCUUCCCGUACGUGGUGCUGAUCAUCCUGCUGGUCCGCGGAGUCACGCUGCCCGGAGCGUACAACGGCAUCAUGUACUACAUCAAGCCCGACUGGUCCAAGCUGGAGGAGGCUCAGGUGUGGAUCGACGCCGGCACGCAGGUGUUCUUCUCCUACGCCAUCGGUCUGGGAGCGCUGACGGCUCUGGGCAGCUACAACCGCUUCAACAACGACUGCUACAAAGACGCCUUCGUGCUGGCGCUGAUCAACAGCGGCACCAGCUUUUUUGCCGGCUUCGUGGUCUUCUCCAUCCUGGGCUUCAUGGCGGCCGAGCAGAGCGUGGACAUUUCGCAGGUCGCCGAGUCAGGUCCUGGUCUGGCAUUCAUCGCAUAUCCAAAGGCGGUCAGUUUGAUGCCAGUGGCGCCAUUGUGGGCAGGACUCUUCUUCUUCAUGCUGCUGCUGCUUGGUCUGGACAGUCAGUUCGUGGGCGUCGAAGGUUUCGUGACGGGCAUCCUGGAUCUGUUCCCCGGCAAAUACGAACACCGCUACAAGAGGGAGAUCGCCGUCGCCCUCUGCUGCUUGCUGUGCUUCAUCAUCGACAUCUCCAUGGUGACGCAGGGAGGAAUGUACGUCUUCCAGUUGUUUGACUACUACUCAGCCAGCGGGAUGACGCUCCUGUGGCAGGCCUUCUGGGAAUGCAUGGUGGUGUCGUGGGUCUAUGGCGCCGACCGCUUCAUGGACGACAUCGCGCGUAUGAUUGGCUACAGGCCGCUGCCCUGGAUGAAGUGGUGCUGGUCCUUCAUCACGCCGUGCGUGUGCAUGGGCAUCUUCCUGUUCCAUCUGGUCAACUACAAGGCGCUGACGUACAACAACACGUACGUGUACCCGUGGUGGGGAGAAGUCAUUGGCUGGUGUCUGGCGCUCUCGUCCAUGUUGUGCAUCCCGCUCAGUGUGGCCUACAAACUCUUCCGCGCCAAAGGCUCCUUCGCACAGCGCUGGGCUCGUCUGACCAGCCCGGUGUGGGGGAGCCACCACCUGGAGUACAUGGCGCCCGACGUCAAGCCGCUCGGCUCGCUUUCGCCCGCCAGCGAUGACGACAAAGUCAUCAUCUUCGAGAGCGUCAUGUGACCCCCCGAACGUCAGCCUGCUCGCUCACUCGCACUUUAUCACGCUCGUCUUUCUUGUCUGACCCGCCAAAUUGAAAACACUGUGAAGCAUCCGGUCCUGCUCCAAAACCAGGACCGGGACCCCCCCCCCACCACCCGGCAGCCCAGAAAGAAAAUACCAGCACUGGAAGACAAAAAGAGUGGUCGUGCGCGUUGCCUUAUGAUGUUGUCUUAAUGCCAUUCGUUGUUCACCAGCCAAUCAGCAGACUUUUCUUUUGUUGAUGCAAAAAAGGGAUUUUGUUGUUGUUGGUUUAAAGGAGACAUAUGUUCACCCCCAACACACACACACACACACACAAUUGAAAAGUGUUCCUCUGCAUUGAAAGAAAAUUUGUCAAAAGGCCCCUUGAAACAAUAAUUAGAGACAUAUUUUAUUUUAUUAACUGUUUGGAUGAUAACAUUAGUAGGGCGCUUUUCCAUAUGUCCUCUUUUCACUACUGACUCAAAGGGAUUUUUUUUUUUGGUUUGUUGCGUUUCCUUAGCGUUCAAAGUGCUGAAAACUUUUUCAGUGUUUGAAUAAUGUUAGCUCGCUAAUUUUCUUUCGUGCACUUCAUUUUGUAAAUUACCCGUCACCAAAAUCAGAAAGUGUACCAAAGACCGAUAUCGGUUCUCCACGAAUUCCACAUUGGAGAGCCAAUCACCUCAUGCUUCCGGUCACCUGUGCGUCUGUAAAUGACGUCACGAUGACGUAGCCCCAAUUUUUUUUUUUUUUUUUUUUGCUGUUCAAAGUUUUUACACAUGACCAGCAAGUGGUAUGGCAGUUAUAACAAAAACACUUGAAAUCCGUAAGUAGAAAAGAAAAUGUGAACAAGUUGUAAAUAAUUUUGUUUUAUUGUGAAAAUGUGACAGGAAUUGGUGUUUAACCCUCUUGGAUGUCUGGAAUAGCAAUAAUGUUGCUGGGGCGUGCUAAUUACCCUCAAGUGUAAAAAAAAAAAAGUCUCGGUAAACAUUGUUUGCAUUUCAUGAUUAACUCAAUUAAUAGCAAUAAUUACAGAUGAUUACAUUAACCAAGCCAUAACAAAUUCAGUCGAAACUCGUUACAACGUAGCAUGGGAGGCGAAUCCCGCGCCGAACAUUUUGUUCGUAAGGUCCCGCCGGAGGUUCGUCGCAACGAAGAUCGUGUCGUUUUCAUUCACAGUACAAGAGAAAUCGGCAAAUGUAAACUGAAUGACGUGAAAUCGGGACUCUGAAAUGUGAACUUUAUGGCGGUGAAAACGUUGAAGCGAGGUUCAACUGGAGAGCUUUUUACGUUAUUUACUUAAAAAAAAGGCUCUGCUUAAACCGGAAC